Molecule: messenger RNA, 1197 nt
Organism: Prunus armeniaca (apricot)
Lineage: Eukaryota; Viridiplantae; Streptophyta; Magnoliopsida; Rosales; Rosaceae
Source: the annotation of a GenBank genome assembly
AUGAUCAACCUUUUCAAUCCUGCCUCUGCACUGUCAGAUCCAAAGAACAGAUCUUUCUAUUGCAGUCUCUUCAUUGUAGCUUCAUUGAUCUGUGGUGCUUACUUCAUUGGUGGUGCAUCCAUUGCUAAGGAGUAUAAGGAGAGAUUAACAAGAUGGAAAGGGAUCUACACUAGGCAGAACACAAAGUUUGAUACAUGCAAGAACCGUUGCCAGCCUUUGGGGAGUGAGGCACUACCAGAAGGAAUUGUUGCCAAAACAUCGGACUUGGAAGUGCGGCCUUUAUGGGGCUCCUCUGUGAAUAAUGAAAACUCAAAACCUUCUAUGAGCUUGCUGGCAAUUGCAGUUGGAAUAAACCAGAAAGAAAUAGUUGACAGAAUUGUUAAAAAGUUUCUAUCAAGUGAUUUUGUUGUAAUGCUUUUUCAUUAUGAUGGUGCUGUGGAUAAAUGGAGAGAUUUAAAUUGGAGUGAUCGUGCCAUACACGUGUCUGUGAUGAAUCAAACAAAAUGGUGGUUCGCCAAGCGUUUCUUGCAUCCAGAUAUAGUUUCCGAGUAUGAAUAUAUUUUUCUUUGGGAUGAGGACCUUGGAGUUGAGAAUUUUGACCCGAAACGAUAUCUAUCCAUUGUUCGGGAAGAGGGACUUGAAAUAUCACAGCCAGCACUUGAUCCUGACAAGUCAGAUGUGUAUCAUCCAAUUACUGCACGUGUGAAGAAAUUAAAAGUGCACAGAAGGUUUUAUAAGUUUAAAGGCAGUGGAAGGUGUGACAACCACAGCUCUGCUCCUCCGUGUGCAGGUUGGGUGGAAAUGAUGGCACCUGUAUUUUCAAGAGCUGCUUGGCAAUGUGUGUGGUACAUGAUCCAGAAUGACUUGAUCCAUGCAUGGGGCCUGGACGUGCAGCUUGGUUAUUGUGCACAAGGAGAUCGAACAAAAAAUGUUGGUGUGGUUGACUCUGAAUAUAUAGUUCAUCUUGGUCUUCCUACACUUGGUGUCUCAGAUGGAAAUAAGGUGACUAAUGCUCCAGCUCCUCCUCAGAAAGGGGACCCCGAAGCAUUGGCACCAUCUGCCUCUGAUAAAGUCAAUGACAGAGCUAAAGUUAGGAUGCAGUCCUUUAUUGAUAUGCAGAUCUUUAAGGAAAGAUGGAGUAAUGCAGUAAAGGAGGAUAAAUGUUGGGUUGACCCAUUUCAACUAUCAGCAAACUGA